Molecule: messenger RNA, 3330 nt
Organism: Vollenhovia emeryi
Lineage: Eukaryota; Metazoa; Arthropoda; Insecta; Hymenoptera; Formicidae
Exons: 2
Cellular component (GO): extrinsic component of mitochondrial inner membrane
Source: RefSeq, a predicted model, not a curated record
AAGAAAGUUAAAAGCGCGGGAUAAAACAGCUGAUUUACGCGUGCGCCACAAUGCACGAUCUACGAAAACACAACGUUCCAUUCGUUCCAACACUGUGCGUAUUUACAAGUCACAUUGAUCAUUUAUCCGAACACGUUAUGUAUACUUAUCUUUAGAUUGAAAGAGACCUGGAGACAAUAUAACACUCGGCAGCAGUCAUGAAGUCAAGUAGGAGAAAUCCAAUUAAUAUAAAUUACAACGGCUUCUUUUAUGCGACCAUGUGCCAUGUUUGCAAACAGUUUGACGUCCGUCUAAAGAAGUGCAGCGGAUGCAAGAUGAUAUUUUAUUGUGGGCCGGAGCAUCAGAAGCAGCACUGGAGACACCACAGAUCAUUGUGCAAAGCCAUACAGGAUGUGCUGGGAACCUACAGCAUGGAGGAUCGCAAUGAAACUUUAGAGAAAUGGGACACGAAGAAGAGGAACUUUAUGCUGCUAGUAGCACUGAAGCUGAAACGUCCUCUGCAGCUGUACGAGAGGCACAUGUUCGAGUUCCCAAAGGAGUGCGCCAUUUGCCACGAACAGAAUAGCCAGUCGCUGGAGGACUGUCGAAAGUGCGCUGGCAGCUUCUGUAAAGAUCACAAAGAUGGUAUGGAGCACAGGGAUAUCUGCGCGCCUCUGGAAUUAUGUUUUCGUAUGGAUCUAACAAGUGUAACUGAGCAAAACCGUCCCUCGAGGUUGGACUACUUGCGAAAGGUGUCCUACACGGAUAAGAUUCAGAACAUAACGGACUUUAUAAAUACUUACGCGGAUAUUCGGUCGCGUUUGAAAAUGUACGAUAUCUUGGCGGCCGAACACUCGCAGUAUCUGACACGGCCCUUAACGGUGUUUCAUGCUAUGCAAUUAUUGGACUAUGUUCCAGAGCGCAAAGACCUAAUCAUUCAUGUUAUAGGAUCGAGUUACAAUGAAGAGGCCACCUUGGUAGCGUGGGAGGUCUUGUUAAAUUUAUUAGAAAUAUCGUCGCUUGUAAUCAUAAUGAUAGGGCCAGAAUUAGAAUGUAUUUCCAAUCCGCUUUCCGUUUGCAUGUCGCGACAGAAAGAAUGUUGGUUUAAGUUUCACAGCGGAUUGUACGAGAGCUACGUGCACGAUUCGUCGUUCGCGAAGCCGGACCUGAUUGUAGGAUUUAACUCUGGUAUUCACGAGCAGGAGUUUGGGUCCAUUGAGGAAACGUGGUCGCCGUCCAUACGCUUGAUUGCGAAACAAAAUUGUCCGGUUAUCUUAACGUGUUACACGCGAGAAGAAUUAAAAAACGGGGUAGAAAGAGUUAACACCAUCCUGGAUAAAAAUAUAGAUUAUCUGUAUGGCAGAAGGAAUUCAUUCGCCAGUUUAAGGCCGCACAGGAAUCUUGGACCGGAGAAAGUGUUUUAUGAAAAUAAUUAUAUAAUCGUCUAUAGGAGUCUUUGCAUGGAAUCAAAGACGAGAAUUAAAGAUAUCGAUUAUAACAGCUUCUUCUAUGCCACCACGUGCCACGUUUGCAAACGGUUUGGUGAUGGGGUCAAUUUAAAGGCUUGCAGUGGCUGCAAUUUGAUCUCUUAUUGUAGUACGGAGCAUCAGAAGCAACAUUGGAAGGAGCACUUGUCAUUAUGUGCCGCCGUAAUGUGCGUGCUAACCUGCGGCACGGAAAAAUUCCAUGAAAUUUUGGACUAUCGGAACCAGAAGAGGUUCAAGUUUAUGCAGCUAAUGGAAAACAUUCUGGAACGUAGUUUGAAGAAAUAUGAAAAACAAAUGUUUAUAUUUCCAAGAGAGUGCGCCGUCUGCCACGAACUGACUGGUAAGUUGCUAAAGGAUUGUGAGAACUGCGCUGCCAGCUAUUGUACAAAACACGUAGACGGUACUGAGCACAAGGAUAUCUGCGUGACCCUGGAAUUAUGUUUUCGAUUUAAUUUCGUAACUGCAAGCGAGGAGCACGAUUAUAUGAGUCAUAUAAAUUACUUGCACCAAGUUUCCAACACGCGUACGUUUCACGACAUAAGCGACUUUAUAAAUAUUUAUGGGAAUGUUCAGACGCAGUUGAAAAUGUCUUCUGUUCGUGUGGAAAACUCAUAUGAAAUGUCGAAGAUGGUACAGUCGGAGUAUCUAUCGUAUCCCUUAACACUGUUUCACGCUAUGCGAGUAUUAGAUUACGUUCCAAAACGCAAGACCCUAGUCAUUCAUAUUAUAGGCUCGACUAUCGUCGAAAUGACUACCUUACAAACAUGGCGAGCUUUUAUAAAUUUAACAGACACAUCAUCACUGUUGAUUAUAAUGAUAGGGCAGUAUUUAAAAUUCGUGCAGUCACCCAUUUGGUUUACGUCGGGGCAGAAAAAAUAUUCGGUUGAAUUUCACUGUGAAUUGUACGAGAACUAUGUACGCGGCCCAUCUUUUGUGAAACCAGAUCUGGUCCUAGGAUAUCACGUGAAUAUUCAUAAAAGUGGGCCCUUUGCGGAAUCGUGGUCAGCGCCCAUACAGCUAUUGGCGAAACAAAAUUGUCCGUUCGUUUUAACAUGUUUUACGGAACUACAAUCAAAAUUAAACAUUGAAAGAAUUAAUAGCAUCCUAAAGAGGAAGGUAAAGUAUCUGUACGGCGGAAAGAAUCCAUUCGCCAGUUUAAUACCACACAGAUACCCCGACACGGAAAAAAUCAUGUAUGAAAAUCACUAUAUAAUCGUCUAUAGAAGUCUUGGCCUCUAAAUAAGCGAAACUUUGAGCGACCGGUACAAACUAAAAACUGGGUGUUUGAUACCGAAGAAAUUGUAACGCCAGCGAAAUGAAUUAAAUCAAGCUUAAUGUGUACUCGACGCAAUGGAAAAUGUAGAAAAAUUUUGUAUUACUAUCACGGCGAGUCGAAACAUGGUCUCGAAACAAACAAACAAGCCCCGAUCUAAUAUUUUACAGGAAGCUUACAUAUUUGUAAUCUAAAAAUCCUAGAAAACAUUCUUAUAAAGUCAAUUGUAUCACACUUCCUAUAUUACUCGAGCAUAAUAGAUUAUAAAUAUAAUAGUUGGCACGUGGAUGCAGUAAUUUGUAUAAUUCACGCCAAAUGAAAGACAUUAAAUCGAACUUAACGUUUAGUAGACGCUGCGAAGAUCGCAGAGAAAAGUACAUACUCACCGUACGUGUCUUCACGAAACAAAAAGUGUCAGAUCAUCUGUUAUUCCACAGGAAGCUUGCAUAUUUAUCACUUAAAAAUCCUAGAGAUUUUUCUUUAUUCGUAUAAUAUCGAUUGUUCAGUAUUAUUCGAGCAUAAUGGAUCAUAAGUAUAUUUGUGAUUUUUAUAAUAGGUUAUAAAUAUAACCCAUUAUAAAUAUAAAUUAUA